GUGGAGACUGUGCGGCGAGCGGGUACGCGCGCCGGUCUCAUGCUCGCGCCGGGGGUGGGGGGCGGAGUUGGAAGGGAGGCAGAAGCAAGUGUGAGAGAGCGAGCUGUGCGGGAGAGUGAGUGAGUGGCGCAUCUUCGCUCUCCAGCCUCGGCAAGAUGAAUCCACAGUGUGCACGGUGUGGGAAAAUUGUUUAUCCCACGGAAAAAGUGAACUGCUUGGAUAAGUAUUGGCAUAAAGCAUGUUUCCACUGUGAGAUCUGCAGAAUGACUCUCAAUAUGAAAACGUACAAAGGAUAUGAAAAGAAACCUUAUUGUAAUGCCCAUUACCCAAAGCAGCAAUUCACCAUAGUUGCUGAUACACCAGAAAACCUCCGUCUGAAGCAACAAAGUGAACUGCAGAGUCAGGCCAAAUACAAAGAAGACUUUGAAAAGAACCGGGGGAGAGGAUUUAGCAUUGUUACUGACACUCCUGAACUACAAAGACUAAAAAGAACUCAAGAACAAAUCAGUAAUAUUAAAUACCAUGAAGACUUUGAAAAGACAAAAGGAAAGGGUUUCACUUCAGUACCUGAUGACCUGGUAACAGAACGAGCUAGGAAGAACACUCAAUUUGUGAGUGAUGCAAUGUACAAGGGAGUGCAACCCCAUGUGGUGGAGAUGGAGAAAAACAGAUCGGGCAUCAUGGGAGAAUUUAAAGUAUGGCGCACUGAUCCUGGUUCCAUCUUUGACUUUGAUCCUCUUGAAGACAACAUCCAAAGCAGAAGUCUACACUUGCUCUCCGAAAAGGCAAAACGUUAUAGUAAACAGUCUCAGUCCACAGGUGUGGGUAGCAUAAGUGCUGGAGAUGAAAGGUCAGAGAUGACAGAGCUUAAUCCAACCUUCUCCAGCUACAGUGAAAAUACCCUGGAAUUAUCCGAAGAAGGAGCUGCUGUGCUUCCUGGAGCUUACCAGCAGAUGCAUUCUCCUCAUUCUCCUGGAUAUGGUUAUAUGCAUCAGUCCAAUGUAUCCUCUGUGAGGCCACAGCAUUCUCUUCCUUAUCAAAUCAGUAUGAGGACAUACCGAGCAAUGUAUGAUUACACUGCUGCUGAUGAGGAUGAGGUUUCCUUCAAGGAUGGUGAUUAUAUCAUCAAUGUACAAGCAAUUGAUGAGGGUUGGAUGUACGGCACUGUCCAGAGAACUGGAAAAACUGGAAUGCUUCCAGCAAACUAUGUUGAACCUCUUCACUGAACCCUGUUUCUCACCGUUUGUGCUUAAGCCUUUAUUUUUAUUACACUAAAUGGUAAUUAAAAUAUUGAAAGGGAAAGAUAACUCUGUUAAGUAUAUUAAAAUCCUAUUUACUAUCUAAAUAGCUUUUCAUUAUUGUAUUAAUGAUGUACUCUUGAGACUUUCUAAGAAAUUCUUCUUCCUACUGACUAAUCGUAUCGUUCAGAAGGAAAACUGUCAUUACCAUGGUUUCCUGCAGUCAGUAAGGCUUUUAAUAAUGUUGAUAUAUCAACAUUGAUAAUGCUAGUCUUUAACAGUGAAACAGAAACUUUCAGCUGUUCUGUUUGUGCUACAGGUCAUGAUCAGCUUUGAUCAUAACUCACAGUACCACAAAUAAAAUAAUUGCUGUGUGAAGCUUUACUUUAGUUGCUUCUAUAGUAUUUGCAGAUUCUUGUUUUUGCAAAGUGUUUUAAGUUCAAGAGAUCCAUCAUGAUGAUAAUGUGUGUUACAAAUGAAUGUGGGCUAAUUCUGGAGAGACUUAAUACUAACUCGUGCACAUUUGUAUUUUGCCUGUGAGAUGCACAAAGGUUACUAAUGUCAACUGUAUAACAUGAAGUAUUUCCUUAGUGGAACUUUGUCUGUCUUCCUAUGCACUGUGGAUAUCUCAAGCGUUUUCUUCACAUUGAAAUAAAUUGACUGUGUAUAGGUUGCUUGAUAAUGUUUUACUUCAGAUGACUUUUUUUUUGCUUUUUAGAUUUUGGAGUAUUUUGGGUUAUUAGAAACUGAGAUUCCAUUGGAUGAAUGUCAUCUGGGUUUGUUUGGUUUAGCUUUGCUUGAUUUGGUUAUUGGUUAUGCAUGCUCUGUCUGCAAUGUCUUGAUAGUCAAUAAUCCAGUUUAUUGAAUUGGUUAUAAGGUAGCUCUCAUUAACUUUUAUCCUGAUGAAUGAACAAUUCUGUAUUACUGGCACAACAAUGCUGUGACUAGUGCCGCAAAGGAUUAAAUAAAGAUACCGUAGUAUGUU
Messenger RNA from Pristis pectinata (smalltooth sawfish), 2223 nucleotides. Its product is annotated as LIM zinc-binding domain-containing Nebulette-like. Lineage: Eukaryota; Metazoa; Chordata; Chondrichthyes; Rhinopristiformes; Pristidae. The record is from RefSeq and is a predicted model, not a curated record. Bases 156 to 1226 code for a protein of 356 amino acids. The transcript is spliced from 9 exons. Gene Ontology annotation, molecular function: actin filament binding. Gene Ontology annotation, cellular component: focal adhesion.